AUGCAUAUCUUGCUGGCGAUAGAGAAUGCCGCGACAUCGAUCCCAUACCCAGGACGACUACACCCGACAGCGGCUACAUCUCAGAGCUUGAAGAACCUGCAAAGCCAUUCGUGGGUGUCGAUCGUGGUUCUGACGUUUGAGCCCACGAAUGCUCCGCGUAUAUUCGCAUUCGUGGUGGCCGUCAACGAAUACCACUCUCCGAGUGUCCCUAACUUGUCGGGAUGCAUCAACGACGCUCAGGAUUUCAUGGACUACUUGAAACAUGUCCUCGACGUACCGACGCCUAGGAUUUCGAAACUGAUCAACGGAGAGGCCACCCGUUCCGCUAUUAUCAACGAGUUCAAGGCCCACUUCUGGAACAAUCCGGACAUUCACCACGGCGAUGCUCUCAUCUUCUUCUUCUCCGGGCAUGGCAGUUAUGCUCGUGCACCAGAGCACUGGCCUGCCCAGAAUGAUCUGAUAGAGCUCAUUUGCCCGUACGACUACAUGGACGAGGACAAGAACGAUGACAAGUACGGGAUAUCUGACCGAACGCUUGACGGGCUUAUGCGGAUAUUGGCGGACCGCAAGGGUGACAACAUCACGGCUAUCCUCGACUGUUGCCACUCUGGAGGGAUGGCAAGGGAGCUAGAUCCCCGGGCCGCGAGGGCAGACCUCUCUGUGCCAGGAGAUAUGGGGCCAUCACACAUCGGACCGAGCUGUAUCUUGGGAAGUCCCAUCAGCAUACAAGGCGACGCAUCAUACAUCUUGUUGGCUGCGUGUCGCGCCACUGAGAAAGCCAAGGAAAUGCGUUGCUCGUACGAUUCACCUGGAGCCGGGAUGCCAGAGAACGUCCGCGGUGUAUUUUCCGCCAACCUGAUCCAGACACUACGCACCAUGGGGAGGGAGCGGUUAGAGGCGCUCACGUAUGCGCGUUUGAUGGACGAUCUUCCGCGUCGCGCGAUCCACUCACUCCCUUCGCUCCUUGAGCAACAUCCGCAGUGCGAUGGCACCCACAGUGAUAGGGUGCUCUUCAGCACGCGUCGACUUCCCGAUGCCCCCGAUUCAUUCAUCCUGAUCAGACAUGGGGACACUUGGCACGUGCGAGCCGGGACAAUUCAUGGGAUUACCAAGGGGACGCAGUUCGCUUUACCUCCACCACUUUCGGGUAUACAAGCAAAAGGUGGAGUGAUAUUCGAGGCGGAGAAUGUGUGGCCAACGACAUGCGAGGUGCCGUGCCGCUCGGCCGGUGUAGAGUUCGACUCCUCGAUCCCUCAACGAGUGGUCGUCACACACUGGAACCAGCCAAUUUCGCUCGCCACGCGCGUGUAUGUCCGUCGCACCCCCGGGGACGAUGGUCUUGCUAUCAAUACCAGGGCGCUCUAUCGAGUGACGCAUGACGAGGACGCCUUCGACCUAACACUAGAUGCCAUUCCGGGUGGUUGGCGUAUCGAGAGGUUCGAUCCACUCGUCACACGUUUCUUCGGCAGCAGGCGCGUUUUGGAGGUUGCUGGCAGGUCGUCGGCGCAUGCAACAGGCGUUCUGGACGCGAUUUCCCGUUUCAACUUCCACCUAUAUCGGUCCAAUGUGGACGUUGCGGUUGACAAGGAACUCCGCCUAACCGUCCAAAUGCACGCUCUGGAGGAAAUGGUGGAGACGGUCUGCGAGGCAUGGGAGCAGUCUCACAGUCGUCUCGGCCGAGGAGAAGAGGUCGUCCUUCGCACUGUGCAGGGCAUGACAUCGCUCUACUGCCACAAAACCGAUGCUAGUCGCUGCUCGGGGAAUAUUGAUGGCCAAAAGUGGGCCGAUCCUCGUCACUUCCAUAUCCCAAAGCCUGUGGAGGAGGCCAUGAUAACGAACUUUGAUCGCCAAUACGGCUUCACGCUGGUCAACAAUUCGAGCAUCGAUCUCUUUCCAUACGUGUACUUCUUUGAUCCGAGUACUUACGCUGUCAAGGUGUGUGUCCUGAGCGCUGAGCUCUUUGGAGUUAUAUUGUUCAUUGACAUCCCUGCACAGGAGCUGUUUUCACCUCGAUGGGGCACCUGUGAAGCACCUCUUCCAGUCAAAGGCCACAUUUGUAUUGGCUAUGGCGGAUUUGGUACCAACCCUCUACGAUUCACGCGGCCGGAAACCCAUUCUGAUAACGCAGUGGGCUUCCUCAAGAUAUUCGUCUCCACGUGCUACGUCGAGCUGAACAUCGAGCAGCCACCCCUAUUCGACCCACCGGAAAAGGCGGUGCAUCUAGGCCACAUUCCUAUGUGUGAUCCACCGGCCAGGGCAGCACAUCUUGGCCACAUUCCUAUGCAGGACAACUGGAAUUCGUGGACCUACGUCUUGACGUCACAGGCGACAAAAGACCUAUGA
Molecule: messenger RNA, 2343 nt
Organism: Fomitopsis serialis
Lineage: Eukaryota; Fungi; Basidiomycota; Agaricomycetes; Polyporales; Fomitopsidaceae
Exons: 6
Coding region: 1-2343 (780 amino acids)
Biological process (GO): proteolysis
Molecular function (GO): cysteine-type endopeptidase activity
Source: RefSeq, a predicted model, not a curated record